Molecule: messenger RNA, 1559 nt
Organism: Gaeumannomyces tritici R3-111a-1
Lineage: Eukaryota; Fungi; Ascomycota; Sordariomycetes; Magnaporthales; Magnaporthaceae
Exons: 2
Coding region: 554-1021 (155 amino acids)
Biological process (GO): SRP-dependent cotranslational protein targeting to membrane
Cellular component (GO): signal recognition particle, endoplasmic reticulum targeting
Source: RefSeq, a predicted model, not a curated record
CCUGGUUCCGAGAAGGCGAAUUGGAAUCUUAUUGCCCAACCUGUCCUGCGGUUGAUCUCAUUUUCAGGUAUACCCUUUGCUAUUAUAUACCGUAUACUUUUGUAUCUUUCCAAUUAUUCUAUCUUCAAUUUUUUAUACACCUUUAUAUCUCGGUUUACAUCUCUUGGACGAAGCUGCGUGUAGGUGGCGUGGGUGGUUCAUUCAGAGCGCAAGCUUUUCAAAUUGCGGGACGCGCUCCCUUCCAACAAUACAUGGACCCCGCCCAAAAAGCCCAGCAUCUCCAGACAAGCUCCAUGAGCACGUGGGACGGUUUCCGUCGGUUUGCCAGACACUCGCGCUCCAAGUAGCUAGCCCGACUUCGCCGUCUACACCCUCCCUGCGCCAUCUCGGUGCCCGAUACACGGCUGCGAAACAUCCUAGACCGUCGCAUCCGACACACUUUGUGUUCUCGCCCAUCGACCUUGCAGAUUGCUGGGGCGUUGGUGGGGUUGGUUGCGAAGCCGACAAAUCCACAGGCGAGCCAGCCAUAGCUGCGACAGGGCCUUGCGCAGAAAUGCCGGCCUUUACGACGAGCCAGGAGUGGCUUCACCAGUCACAGCUGCUGCUCGAGGCUCGCCCCUCAACUACGAGGAUAACGACGCGCUACUCGGUCCGCCCCGCCGAGAGGAAGCCGCCCAAGGACGGCGAGGCGCUGCCGGACGCUAAGCCGCCGCGCGCGCGCCUGGUGCUCAAGACGUACGACGACGCCAGCGGCGCGUGCCUCAAGUACCGCACCUCCAAGGCCGCCGAGGUCUCGCGCCUGGUCCAGCUGCUCGGCAGCCUGGGCCGGCGCAUGGCCGCCCUCCCGCCCCGCGACGACGGGCUGCUCGACUCGUCCGCCCCGGCAGCAUCGUCGGCCGCGCCCGAGGCGGCGACUGCCGACUCGGCCGCUCUAGCCGCACAAGCCUCGGCCGGGACAUCACAGCAACAAGGAGGCGCCGCGGGAGGUGCCAAGGGCAAGAAGAAGAAGGGGAAGCGGUAGUCCAUAAGUCAUGCCUAGAGUUUUCGAUGACAUUGAAUCGGCUGGGACAACGCUAGAACGUCGUGGGCACAGAAAGGAGACGUGCGAUUAUAUACACACGGAAUAAAUCCGGGAUCCAAACCAAAAUUCUUCAUAAGAUUAUCUGUGGCAUUACGUCUUGAGAGUAUUUCUCUACACAAAAUGCAGCAUACCGCCGUCCAUAUCCGGGUUCCUACUAUCCUAAUCUUCGUCCUUGUACAUAAAAUAAGAACAAAAUGAUGGACUCCAAACGCCGCUUCCCGAGGUGUAUAAGCACAUCGGCGGUGCUAGACACAGAUGACCAAACAAAAUAGGUGGCUACACAAGACGCUUGAAAAGAAGGGGCCGUAAGAAGGGAAGUUUAUAUAAACAAAGGUGGGAUGGGUUGAAAGAGUAAAGGGCAUAAACCAGAGGCUGUGAUAUGAAGAUAAAAAUGGUGGGUAUACAAGAGAAAUCGAGCAAGAGUGGCGAUGAGGCAAAGGGCACAUCAGCGCUCAGAAGUCGUCGUCAAAGGUGAAGU